Galdieria sulphuraria is the source of this 1035-nucleotide messenger RNA. RefSeq lists its product as uncharacterized. The record is from RefSeq and is a predicted model, not a curated record. Bases 36 to 899 code for a protein of 287 amino acids. Gene Ontology annotation, biological process: regulation of cellular response to heat. The transcript has 3 exons. Lineage: Eukaryota; Rhodophyta; Bangiophyceae; Galdieriales; Galdieriaceae.
CUAAAUCCAAUCAUACAAUAAAGAAGUAUUGACAGAUGAAUGUUUGGAAGGAAGUGUUUUUGGCUGGAACAGACUGGGACCAGUUUGGAGAAGUUGCAAAGAUUGAUUGGGACUUUGGCCACUUAGAUGAAGCUCUCGAGGAAGGUGAUCUGUCGUCAGGGAAGGUUUAUCUGUUUGGCUGUACUGAGCCUCAGCUUAUCAAAGUUCACCAAAAGGAAACAGUUGUUCCUAUUCCGGCUAUCGUUGCCAUCCAAAGCAAGAAACCGCCUCCAUCCUUCGUAGGUAUCAAGUCAGUCCAACGUGUCGAAGAAGAAAUAGUCCCAAUGGAACGAAUGAAAAUGGGUUGGUAUCCUUUCAUUCCUAGUAAUAUUCUGAAGAGUCCUGAGAAGUUUAAACCGCGAAUAUAUGUCCUCAAAUGUGAACAAAGAAGAGCAGGACUUCGUAACUUGAGUCAAGAUUCGUUGAAGAAAUAUGAAUAUGUCUUACCGUAUAUUGUGAAUCCAGAUAAACAAGAGGACGACACAGAUUUAGAAACAACUGUAAACGUAGUCGCCGAAGUUCCAGGUCGUAACCAACCUCUUGUAUUUGAAUAUGACUGGGAACUAGACGACUUGGAAGAAUUUGUUUCGGAAAAACUUAAAGAAGAGGAGCUUCCUGAAAGUGUUGCAAUGUCUCUUAAGGAGAGUAUCCUUUCUGAAGUCAAGAGCACUAAAAGGAAGAAGAGAGAAGAGAAUGAGAGAAAGAGAAAAGUACUGGAUAAUCUAUCCGAAGAAGAUAAAGAUUCUUUAAGAAGCCAACGUGUCAUUAAGUUUUACCCUCAAGGCAAUGAGCCAGAUAUCAGUACCUGCAAGACUUCGUUUAUUAAUCGUUACUACGGACAUGCUCAAGAAGUUCGAUGAGUAGUUUGUCCUCAGAUAAUUCCUAAAUGAGUGUGUUCCUUGGAAAGAGGAUUAGGAGUAGAACAAGCCAUUGUAACCUACUGGGAAAGAUAAACACGUUUUUUGUAAAAUUCUAUUUCACGAAAAAUAUUUCAUA